AUGAAAAAAGAGCAGGAAAUGGAAGUGGUAAUGGAAGUGGCAGAAAAAGAGAAAGGAGACGUACAUUUAUGUCGUCGUUGUAAAUUUGUUUUGUUUUUGUUGCGGUACCUUUACGCCCAAGAAAACCAACACAAUAUUUCAUUACAAAAUUUUAUGAUAUAUACCUACCACUUUAACUUUGCAGGAAUAUUAAAUGGACCUGAUAUACGACGUUUAAUGAAAGAUCAAGCAUUCAAAAAUGCUCUCAAAGUUGACGAGCUUGUCGCAUAUGUCAGUGUUAAAGCUGUCAUUGAAAAUGUUCUUGGUUCAUAUCGGGCCUAA
Messenger RNA from Brassicogethes aeneus, 321 nucleotides. NCBI's taxonomy places the organism in Eukaryota, Metazoa, Arthropoda, Insecta, Coleoptera, Nitidulidae. The record is from the annotation of a GenBank genome assembly.